UUUUUCCGUUCGCCUCUCCACAGCUCACACCCACUCCACUUUCGAACCUCCUAAUACUGCCGUGCUCACGCACUCCCUUUCGCCAGAUAGGGCGUCAAUUUGCGCUGUACGUAUCUCAUCCUCUGCCACCAUGGCCUUGCUUCGAGCGGCGACAUUGCUGACGGCAGUGACGGCAACGGCGGUGGCGGCAUCCGCCGGCGAUGGUAAUACCCCGCGGACCUGCCUCGCUGCCGGCGCCGCCCAGCCGUCUCCCGAAAGCGUCGGCCUCCUGAGCACCCCCUGGCUCCGCGACGUCGCAGAAGCCCACCACUACGGCGCUUCGAUAUUGACCUGGGCCCCUUGGAUUCGUUCGAGUACGGCGGCGGUCGGGUCGUUGGGCAAAGUUACCUCUCCUCCUCCUCCGGCUGCGGCAGUUGCGGUCGACGCGUCGUCGUGCACGUUGAAGAAUAUCGCAUCCUUCCUGCUCUCUUCGCCAUGGGCGAGAUCUACGGAACAGGGAAAGAAGGGAGGAGUGAGGUCUCCCGGCGGGGGCGGGGCUUUCGAGGGCAUGCUGGGCUCGGCUCCGUGGACGAUCGACGACGCGGCACCCUGUAUGCUUUCUGACGCCCCGUGGACCCGGACUAAUGGAGUACAAAGUGAGAUGCUGUCGAAGGCUUGGACUCGCAGCGAUGAUGCUGAAGGCGGGAUGUUGUCCAAGGCUUGGACUCGUACGGACGAUGCUGAAGGCGGGAUGUUGUCCAAGGCUUGGACUCGCACGGACGAUGCUGAAGGCGGGAUGUUGUCCAAGGCUUGGACUCGCACGGACGAUGCUGAAGGCGGAAUGCUUUCAAAGGCUUGGACUCGCAGCGAUGAUUCAGGAGGCAGGAUGCUGUCGAAGGCUUGGACUCGCAGCGAUGAUGCAGAAGGCGGGAUGUUGUCCAAGGCUUGGACUCGCAGCGAUGAUGCUGAAGGCGGGAUGUUGUCCAAGGCUUGGACUCGUACGGACGAUGCUGAAGGCGGGAUGUUGUCCAAGGCUUGGACUCGCACGGACGAUGCUGAAGGCGGGAUGUUGUCCAAGGCUUGGACUCGCACGGACGAUGCUGAAGGCGGAAUGCUUUCAAAGGCUUGGACUCGCAGCGAUGAUUCAGGAGGCAGGAUGCUGUCGAAGGCUUGGACUCGCAGCGAUGAUGCAGAAGGCGGGAUGUUGUCCAAGGCUUGGACUCGCAGCGAUGAUGCUGAAGGCGGGAUGUUGUCCAAGGCUUGGACUCGUACGGACGAUGCUGAAGGCGGGAUGUUGUCCAAGGCUUGGACUCGCACGGACGAUGCUGAAGGCGGGAUGUUGUCCAAGGCUUGGACUCGCACGGACGAUGCUGAAGGCGGAAUGCUUUCAAAGGCUUGGACUCGCAGCGAUGAUUCAGGAGGCAGGAUGCUGUCGAAGGCUUGGACUCGCAGCGAUGAUGCAGAAGGCGGGAUGUUGUCCAAGGCUUGGACUCGCAGCGAUGAUGCUGAAGGCGGGAUGUUGUCCAAGGCUUGGACUCGUACGGACGAUGCUGAAGGCGGGAUGUUGUCCAAGGCUUGGACUCGCAGCGAUGAUGCUGAAGGCGGGAUGUUGUCAAAGGCUUGGACUCGUACGGACGAUGCUGAAGGCGCAAUGUUAUCCAAGGCUUGGACUCGUACGGACGAUGCUGAAGGCGGGAUGCUGUCGAAGGCUUGGACUCGUACGGACGAUGCUGAAGGCGGCAUGUUGUCCGAGGCUUGGACUCGCAGCGAUGAUACUGACGGCGGGAUGCUUUCCAAGGCUUGGAGCCGUGACCUCAAUGGCGGCCCACCUGUGACAGGGCUGUUAUCUUCCCCGUGGACUCGCGACGUCAACGGCGGCGCGCCUGUGGCGGGAAUGCUGUCUUCUCCGUGGAUCCGUGACCUCACCGGCUGGGCGCCCUGGGGAGGGAUGUUGUCUUCGCCUUGGGUCCGCGACGGCGGCGUGCCUGUGGCGGGGAUGCUGUCCUCUCCGUGGAGCCGUGAAGUCAAGGGCGGGGCGCCUGUGACCGGGCUGCUUUCGUCGCCGUGGAGUCGUGAAGAAGUCAGUGUCGCUGCGUGAGGGCAGAAGAUGAUGAUAGCGCCCAACAGCAAAAGGUGUCAAACGGCGAUGCGGUGAGCGAAGCAGUUUAUUUGUGGUUUGCCACCUGUGCCAAGUACAGCAAUGGUUUUCUCUCCGACGCACGUCUUUGGUGCUGACAUGCUGCGCCAAAGACCCCAUUGUGCGACGGGCACGGACGGGCACGGGGACGUCAAGCUGCAUGUACCCUAUCGCGGAUUGUUUGACCGGUGUAAUCCACCCCCCCGUACACCACCACCCCCGCCGCUCCCGACCAAUGGUUCGUAUGUACUCGAAGUUUUUUUUCUGUGCGAUGUAAGAAAGCAGUGUAGAUGGGUUCAUCCCCCGCCCAGCCGCGCUCGUGCGCGCCCGUGUCAUCGCCCCCGCCUCUCUCCCCACCUGUUCUUUCAUCUUUGUGAGAUGUAGAUCCCCCCCGGCGCGCGCCCGUGUUAUGGGUUGUAUCCGUGUGUUCAUACAUGUACCCGGAGACGCGGACGAUUUUGGCGUUGGGUUGGCCUCUCAGUAAAGAGAGGGAAGAGGGUGUAGGGGGGGGGGAUUGGUGUAUGGUGUACUCGUUUGUCGUGAAACAUGAUCUCGUUGGAGGUCUUUUUUUUGGCGGCAGAGAAUGCCUGCAUGUGAACAUUCUACAAUUUUGGAUGUUUUUGGCGCGAGCAAGGUAAGCAUGCUUGAACUUGCCCACGAGGUCGUCUUGUUCUUGAAGGAACCCCCCCCCCACAGCAAUCGCAAUGUGAUUCGGUGCAAGGGACACUUGUUCUAGCGGCCACCGAUCACUCAUUGGGCGAGCUCUUCUGUCCGCACAACAUUGUGCGACGAUAAUUCGCGGAGGGUACAGCGAAAGGGAGGGAGGUCGAGGGUGGGGUGGACGAGGAAGGGAGGGGUUGAAAAAGAAAGGACUGUUUUGUUCAGCUCCGGUCGGCUCGGCGUGCGUGAUGCGUGCAUCGAGAUAUCUACUGUAGGUAUGGAAAGUAUCGGAGAGACACGAGUUGAAGGGGGACAAGGCAUCGCGUCGGUAGCGUCGUGUUGCUGUUUCUAGACAUCUUUGCAGCUGCCCCCCCCCCCCUCCCGACCCUCAACAUUGAUCUGACAGUUUUACUCAUUUCUGGAGCAUCGUGCAGUAGUAGUACAUGGUAGACACGCAAGGCCCAUUUUGAAGGACAUGUUUUCGUCAUGCAUUGCAGAGUAUGGCAUGCCUGCAGCACUACGCACUCUGGGGCACUUCUGCACUAGGCAGCUCCUUUUUUUGAGUAGGUGAAGAAGACGACCUGGAGUACAUGGGCACGUGUGCAGAUAUCAUAGUACAAGGAGGCCUAAGGUCCUGGCAAGAAGAGAGGAGAACGCGUUGAUUGCUCUCCGAUAAGUAAACAGCGAUGAAUGCGUGCUCAUCUUUCGUUCUCCAAACGAUAUCUGUCUUCCCUGCCCUUUGACAUGAGAUGCAGUGAAGCGGAUGAUGAUGCAUCUUGGAAGCGAGUGCAGACAGACACGCGUCCGUCUGAACAUAGUCAGUCUUGACUGACGAUCAAUUGACCGCGCUAACCGGUUGACCAAAUAAGAGAGCCGGUAGCAGUCUUGAAUCAGGACACACAAAAGCGCGGAAGUGAGAAACGCCAUCCUUACGCGGACGAAUGGAUCCCCUUAACAUCACGGGGUGGGCUUGG
This is a messenger RNA of Ectocarpus sp. CCAP 1310/34, 3750 nucleotides long. The record is from the annotation of a GenBank genome assembly. NCBI's taxonomy places the organism in Eukaryota, Phaeophyceae, Ectocarpales, Ectocarpaceae.